Messenger RNA from Bubalus bubalis (water buffalo), 1102 nucleotides. RefSeq lists its product as uncharacterized. Lineage: Eukaryota; Metazoa; Chordata; Mammalia; Artiodactyla; Bovidae. The transcript has 5 exons. The record is from RefSeq and is a predicted model, not a curated record. The coding region runs from base 409 to 987 and encodes 192 amino acids.
CCAGUGUUCUUGCCUGGAGAAUCCCAGGGAUGGGGGAGCCUGGUGGGCUGCCGUCUAUGGGGUCGCACAGAGUCGGACACGACUGAAGCGACUUAGCAGCAGCAGCAACAGUACACAUUUGGAUAUGUGUUAUGUAUUUGAGCAUAUCUGUACAUAUUUGGGUAUGUGUGUAUAUAUUUGGACAUGUGUGUAUGUAUCUGUAUAUAUAUGUACAUAUUUGAACACGUCCGUACAUAUUUGGAUAUAUACUUAAGAGGACCCAGGAUGAUGUAAAUACUUCCAUAAUAUUAGAGAACUCCCAAAGUACAGAAACUUGCCCAGGGGAGAAUCUCAACUUAUAUUUCUAAACUGGGGAGCCUAACCCCACCUUUGACUGAUUUCUGUGGGUUCACAAGAAGGGUGACCGAGAUGACAGGCCCUCUCCCUGCCUCCACGCGCCCCGCCUCCAGCCCAGACGUUAUUCAAGCCUCACUGAUGCCUCUGGCUCAACAGCCGUCACACACACGUCGCCCUGCAAUCCAGAGCCGUCGGCGCUCAGGCCAGCUCGGGCCUCCCGGGUGCUCAGGGAGACUAUCAUCUCUGCAUGCAGGUGAACCACCCACCAACAGAGGCCCCAGCAGCUCGCCUGGACCCCAAGAAACCACCCCUCCCUCAUCUGCGCAUCCUCGCCGGACCCACCCUGCGGUAGAGGCGCCCCGAAAGGAAAUGUUUGCCCAGGGAAGCGGUGUGGGCUGGAGAUACAGAAUCGAGUAUAUAACACUGAAACAAGGGAAGUGGAUUAGGUCACCCCGGGAGAAGAAAAGAGGACCUGGGAUGGAACAAGAAAACAUUGCUGUGACAUGUCAGAGAAAGUUUGGCCCGUGUUCUCUUCUAGGAGCUUUAUGGUGUCGGGUCUUACGUGCAGAAGAUGGGAGACAAGUAUAUGAACUUUGCCUGGAAAUGCGUGAAUUAUGUCCUCAGUGUGAGGGUGGUGAAGACGCAGAAUGAACAUCGCCACGCAGAGGGUAAACUCCAGGACACGCACUGCACAUUGCCUUUCCCUUGUGUGUGCCCAAACCAGCAGAGGGUGUGUUGGUGCUCCAAUAAAGGAAAUUGAAUGAAA